AUGAAUAAGGAACUAUACGCUCCGUUAGAUGUUCAUGAAGUGCUUGCAGCCACUAAGGGAUUGAGUGUGGAGGCUAACAUUGUUGUUACCUUGUAUGAAUGUUUACAACAUGAAUCGGAGUGGACCUAUACGGGAAAGUGGGGAGUGUUGUAUUUUGGAAAGGACAUGAUCAAUAAUACCUUUCAACUCAUGAUGCUUAGUGUUGAGAGUAAGCAACUUAUUUGGAGUCAUGAGUGCUACGAAAAGUUUCAAAUGGAUGUCCUUAAUGAUCACUUUAUCAGCUUUGAAAGUGAUGAUAGAAUUAUUGGGUUAAAUUUGGAGAUGAAUAGCACGACAUCAGCCUCCAAGUUUGUGAGUAUCGUUAAUGGGCGUACGAAUUCUAGUAGUAGUAGUUGUGCCGGUAGCAGUCGGUCAUCAAGCCAAGAGAAUAUUUCUUCAUCCAACGGCAGUUCUUCCAAUCUCUCUCCAACCACCAAGCAGCAACAGCCCAAGAAGGCAAAAGGGAAUGAUGAGGCAAGAACCUCGAGUGUAUUUGGAGGGUUCGGAUCCAUGUUUAAGAAAGGAAUGGAUACGGUCGGGUCUAUGUUCAAAAAGAAGGAGGAGAAAGGAGCAGGAGACCAACAAGAUCAAGAUUUGAGAAGGCCAUUAAGGGAAUCCAUUCGUAUUGGUGAAGUUAAAAACUUUAAGAAUGUCGCCCAUGUUGGAAUCAAUCAAGACACUGGUAAAUUUGAAAUGACAGGUCUACCUCCAGAACUCAUGGAGAUGAUGGGAGGUUUGGGCCUCUCUCCAGAACAAGCUGAAGAUCCAGAAACGCAAAAGAAGCUUGUCAAAUACAUGCACAAAUACGAACGUAAAGUGGCCAAGGAACGAAUGAUGGAAGAGCAAUACCAAAUGGCACAAGAACAACAACAUCAAAUGGAGGAACCAUCCACACUGAUUCCCCCUCCACCACCAAUUUAUGGUGAGAGCGAUCCAAGUGACAGUGUGCCACUAACCGUACUUACUCCAUCUUACGAUGCUGAUGAUAGUUAUGUUUCUAUCCCUCCACCUCCCCCAUUACCACAAGGACAAGGAAAUGUUCCUCCACCUCCUCCCUUAGUCAAGAACCAAGCAUCAAUUCCUCCUCCUCCACCCCCACCGCCAUUGAAUGGAACUAGUACAACAGCAUCAAUUCCACCACCUCCUCCCCUAAUUCAAGAAAAGGCAAUUUCACUUCAAGGAAAUAUUCCUCCACCUCCAUAUCAAGCGACUCCACCACCACCACCAAUCAUUGAAAGUGAUGGCAGCUUUGAUAAUGAGACGUCAUCAAACAUUCCACCUCCUCCACCAACCAUGAUCAAUGCAGGAUCUGUUCCACCUCCUCCACCUUUGAUUCAUAGCUCUGAAAACAGCGCUGGGCAUCCAACAACAAGACCCAACAGACCUGUUUCUGUUGUUGUGACUGAGGAAAAAAAGCCAGAGCUUCCAUCGAAACCUGCGGAUUUUCUUGCUGAAAUUAAAACCUUCGCGAGGGACUCGCUGAAAAAUUCUCCACCUCCAGACAUUACCAAGUUCACACCACAGGAAAAAGAAGGAUUCAAGAAGUACCUUAUGGAUAAGUUUUCCAAAGCAAGAUUGCAUGAAGUCUCUGAUUCUGAAUCUGAAUCGGAUGAUGAUUGGUAA
Molecule: messenger RNA, 1662 nt
Organism: Naegleria fowleri
Lineage: Eukaryota; Heterolobosea; Eutetramitea; Acrasida; Naegleriidae
Exons: 2
Coding region: 1-1662 (553 amino acids)
Source: RefSeq, a predicted model, not a curated record